This is a messenger RNA of Rodentolepis nana, 2595 nucleotides long. The record is from the annotation of a GenBank genome assembly. NCBI's taxonomy places the organism in Eukaryota, Metazoa, Platyhelminthes, Cestoda, Cyclophyllidea, Hymenolepididae.
AUGUUUCUUGCAAAAAUAUUAUCUUCGCCAACCCUACUAAGACGUUUAAAACUUCUAAAUUCUUCGAAUCAUGGCCAUUUUGCGUCUACUUACAUUAGUAGAUUUGACACUAUCAACUUGGAUUACGACAAAUACUGCUCCAAGCUUAAACAUGUUAACAAAACGCUCUCAAGACCGUUGACACUCUCAGAAAAGAUCCUCUAUAGCCAUCUAUCUGAUCCUGAAACAAAGGACAUUGUUCGCGGGACAAGUUAUCUUAACCUCUCACCAGAUCGAGUUGCUAUGCAAGAUGCAACAGCCCAAAUGGCUAUUCUUCAAUUCAUGUCCAGUGGUCUUCCUAGAGUUGCUGUUCCAUCUACUGUUCAUUGUGACCAUCUCAUCGUGGCUCGUGAUGGCGGUGCAGAGGAUUUAGCCAAUGCUGAAUCAACUAACAAAGAAGUCUAUGAUUUUCUCUCCUCAGCCUCGGCUAAAUUUGGAAUUGGAUUCUGGCACCCUGGCUCUGGAAUUAUUCAUCAGAUUGUUUUGGAAAACUAUUGUUUUCCAGGGGCAUUGAUUAUUGGAACAGAUAGUCAUACUCCAAACGGAGGAGGUUUAGGUGGCCUUUGUGUGGGUGUUGGAGGUGCAGAUGCUGUAGAUGUGAUGGCUGGGCUCGACUGGGAGCUCAAAUGUCCGAAAGUAAUUGGAGUUGAAUUGACGGGUAGCUUGUCAGGUUGGACUUCUCCAAAGGACGUUAUAUUAAAAGUUGCGGAUAUACUAACAGUGAAAGGAGGCACAGGAUGCAUUAUUGAGUACUUUGGACCCGGGGUUGAAUCAAUAUCCUGCACCGGAAUGGCCACUAUUUGCAAUAUGGGAGCGGAGAUUGGUGCUACCACUUCUGUGUUCCCCUUCAAUGAUCGUAUGGUCGACUUCUUGGAAGCCACUGGAAGGAAGAAUAUCGCUGAUUUGGCUAAAAAUUACAAGGCAAGUUCCUCUUGUUAUCUUGAUUUCAUUCUCGGCUUCUAUUUGAUCAUUUUUAUUUAUCUUGCCUUAAUUAAAUCUGAAAUAACGUCUUUACUUUCACCAGACAAGGGCUGUACCUACGACCGAGUUAUUAAUAUUAACUUAUCCGAGCUCGAGCCUCACUUGAAUGGACCGUACACUCCUGAUUUGGCGCAUCCAAUCUCUAGACUAGCAUCUGACGCUCAAGCAGCUGGUUGGCCAAUGGAAAUUUCCGUUGGAUUGAUAGGCUCCUGCACCAACUCAUCUUACGAAGAUAUGGCACGGGCGGCAAGUAUUGCAAAACAAGCCAUCGAUCAUGGAUUAACUAAGCCUCCAUCGAAGCUCACAGUCACUCCGGGAAGCGAACAAAUUCACGCCACUAUCGAGAAGACGGGACUAGCCGACAUUUUCCGCAAAAUUGGCGGUGUCGUAUUGGCUAAUGCCUGUGGGCCUUGCAUUGGCCAAUGGGAUCGAAAACAAGAAUUAGGGUAUUUGCUUGACCAUGCCUUUAAUCGAUGGCGAUUGGCUCGUGGUCUUUUGGUUUCCCUGACAAAUAUGUUGAAUGUUGUGUCACUAGAUAAGAAGAAGGGUGAGCCGAACACCAUUGUCACCUCAUUUAAUCGCAACUUCACCAGCCGAAAUGAUGCAAAUCCCGCCACUCAUGGUUUCGUCGCCUCCCCAGAAAUGGUGGUUGCUAUGGUCCUAGGUGGAAGUCUUGGCUUUAAUCCACUCACUGAUGAAUUAACUGCUUCAGAUGGAUCGAAAUUCAAACUGAAACCUCCAGAAGGUGAUACCCUUCCAAAAGGUGGAUUCCAACGUGUGGAACCUCACUUCCAAUCUCCUCCCUCUGACUCUUCCAACUUGGAAGUUGUGGUCUCUCCAACUAGCAAUCGACUGCAAGUUCUCGUUCCCUUUCCCAAAUGGGAUGGGAAGGACCUUAUUGAAUUACCAAUUCUGAUUAAAGUCAAGGGCAAGUGUACUACUGAUCAUAUUUCAGCAGCAGGUCCAUGGCUCAAAUAUCGUGGACAUUUGGACAACAUUUCGAAUAAUAUGUUUAUUGGAGCUGUGAAUAGUGAGAAUGGCGAGAUGAACAAGGUGUGUCAUCGACCAACGGGCGUAUGGGACACGGUUCCCGCCGUGGCUCGCAAAUACAAAGCCGAAGGAAUCCCCUGGGUUGUUAUAGGCGACAUCAACUAUGGAGAGGGUAGCAGUCGGGAGCAUGCCGCUCUUGAACCCCGUCAUCUUGGAGGAAGAGCGAUAAUCGUCAAGAGUUUCGCAAGAAUUCAUGGCGAGUUUAUUGUGAUAAUUUUUAAAUGCUCUUCCCCCAACUAUGACUAUGUUGCCAUUUUGCAUAAGACUAAUUUGAAGAAACAAGGUAUGCUUCCACUGACUUUCGUGCAUCCGGAAGAUUACGAUAAGGUUCAACCAACGGACAAGGUCUCUUUGCUUGACCUGAAAAAUCUUGCUCCUGGGAGAAAUGUUCGAUGUCGUCUAACUCAUGCCGACGGUUCGACGGAAGAAAUCGAAUUGGCUCAUACCUUCAACGCCAAACAGUUGGAUUGGUUCCGUGCAGGAAGCGCUCUCAACCACAUGAAGGAAAGCUCAUCCAAAAAUUGA